AUGGAGCUACGACGGCUCCGAGGCCUCUCCCCAGCGACCGCACGACAGCUCUUCACAGCGACCGUGGCUCUGGUGGUCGACUAUGCCUCUAAUGUUUGGAUGCACGCAUUCAAGAAUAAGAACAUCGGACCGAUCAACCGAGUGCAAAGGGUAGGAGCACAAGCAAUUGUGGGGACAUUCCUCACAGUUGCGACCAGCGUAGCGGAGGCCGAGGCCCACAUUGCUACGGCACAACACCGAUUCUGGAGACGAGCCGUGAAGACGUGGGCAGACCUCCACACACUACCAGAAACCAACCCUCUUCGCAGAAACACAGAUCAAAUCCGGAAGUUCAGGAGAUACCACCGCUCGCCACUAUAUCAAGUAGCGGACGCGCUUAAGAAUAUCGACAUGGAAUCACUGGAAACCAUCAACCCGUUUACACUGGCACCAUGGGAAGCACGCAUGCAGAUUGAUGAGCCCAUUACCGAGGGAUCAACUGUACCAGGCGGAUCAAUGCAAAUCGCGGUCAGGAGCUCGGUGCGGAAUGAGCUGGUCGGGUUUGGAGUGGCGGUCGAGAAACAACCAAGGAAGCCAUACACACACACACACACUCACUUCAUUAACGCCCGGCGGCUGAACCGAAAGGGCAACUAUCACUGA
Penicillium cinerascens is the source of this 642-nucleotide messenger RNA. RefSeq lists its product as uncharacterized. The transcript has a single exon. NCBI's taxonomy places the organism in Eukaryota, Fungi, Ascomycota, Eurotiomycetes, Eurotiales, Aspergillaceae. Bases 1 to 642 code for a protein of 213 amino acids. The record is from RefSeq and is a predicted model, not a curated record.